UUUGAACACUUUUUAAAAUAUAUGGCUCAUCACUUGAGGUUUAUGCAGAUAAUGCACAUAUCCGACGCAGACUAAUUUCUACUAACUAUCACGCAUACAACAUAUUAUUUAUUGUUUAUUUUGUGUUCGUUUUAUCAAUCCGUUUUUCUUCUUCGCUCAUCAUUAAUUUUCUUGUACUUUGUCUAUUCUCAGACAUGGCACUCAAUCGUAUCUGCGUGAUUGCGCUCAUUGCACUGCUUGGAGCUUCGUGCUUUGCUUCGCCGCUGUCUCAAACCGGGACGGACACCAAGAAAGAGCCAGCGAUCCGUGCAAAAAGAGACGUCUCAAGUAAGGUUCUAACACGGCGGGAGAACCCUGUCCAAUCUCGUGAUGCACGGAUUGAGCGGAUGAUAACUCUGCCAGACGACCAGCGCGAGUUCAUGAACCGGCAAAUCAUGCAGGCCCUUGCAGAAAUUAUCAGUCGAGAUGAAUGCUUCUUAGACCGGGACUACAAAGGCUGGGUAGACUUUGGGAGACGAAGCGCCGAGUAAUGUUUGCAUUAGGCCUGCAAUGUAUAAAAUGUCACUGCACUUGCAAUAAAUUGCCCAGCUUAGCUA
Messenger RNA from Clupea harengus (Atlantic herring), 596 nucleotides. RefSeq names its product gastrin/cholecystokinin-like peptide. Gene Ontology annotation, molecular function: hormone activity. The transcript is spliced from 2 exons. Gene Ontology annotation, cellular component: extracellular region. NCBI's taxonomy places the organism in Eukaryota, Metazoa, Chordata, Actinopteri, Clupeiformes, Clupeidae. Bases 195 to 530 code for a protein of 111 amino acids. The record is from RefSeq and is a predicted model, not a curated record.